UUUAACCUCAUGUAGUCAGUUUAAAAAAUUAGAUUCUGUUAUUAACUGAAAAUAUCAACAGUCACCGAUAGUUAGAACAAACUAAGAGUCAGAUCAGCAGAAACAAAAACACGGAAAUGUCUGCUGUAACUGCGUCGCUCUUCUCAAAUUUGCUGAUUGUCCGUUUCGUCGUGGUUGUCUCUACAGACCAGAAAAUCGUCACAGCUGAGUCUGGACAGAAGAGCGUCACUCUUCCAUGUCGAGCUCCAAACAACAGCAGCAGCAUCACCGGUGUAGAGUGGAGCAGAGCUGACCUGAGAGAUGAAUAUGUGCUUUUGUACCGGGAUGACCAGCUUGAUCCAACCAACCAGCAUCCAUCUUUUAAGAACCGGGUGGAUCUGCAGGACAGACAGAUGAAGGAUGGAGACGUGUCUUUGAUUCUGAAGGAUGUGAUGAUUAAUGACGCUGGAACAUACAAGUGUGAGGCCUUCAUUAGAGGAACAAACGUGAGGAAGAGAGCUAAUCUAGUUAGUGACCCCAUCAGCAUCGUCACACUGAAAGUUGAUGCUCCAGGUCAGACAGGAGGACACACAGAGGAUGGAUCUGUUGGACUGAUCGCUGGUCUGAGUGUUUUUGUUGUGCUUGUUGCUGCUGUUGUUGGUUUUGUGAUCUACAAAAAACACAAACAGAGUCAGGAUUCAGAGCGUCCACCUGCUGAACUGCAGACUUUUACAUAAGAAUGCUUAAAGAUGGCAGCCUGCAUCUUUAAGGCAGAAAAGCAAAAGUCAGCCUGACUGAAGAAAGUAAAAUAAUACAGUCCAAAUAGAAAACUAAAAGAGUUGCUUAAUUUCAAAUAGAUUCCACAGUGUUUCUGCUGUGCUUCUUGUUGCUGCUGGUGUUGGUUUUCUGAUCUACAGAAAACAUAACAAACAGAACCGAGAUUUUAACUAGCAUCCUGAUGAACAUCACCAAGUUUUAAUUGUCUCAGAGCUUCUUUCAUGUUGAUGCUGGGUAAGAGAAGCCUACAUUAAGGCAGAAAAGCAGCAAAACCACACUGAAGAAACUUAAACACUAGAGUCCAAGUAGAAAGCCAGAAGAGUUGCUUCAUUCCAAAGAGAUUCCACAGCUGAGACCACGUUUAAAUAAAAGCUAAUGUCCCAGAAUUACAAAGGAAUAACAAUGGAAAAUCAAUUAUUAAAAGUUGCAGGUUAAAAAUAAAUAAAUCAUAUUGUCCUAAGUCUGUGGGAGAGUCUUAAGAAAUUAAACCCAAAGCCAUACAGGAAGGAUCACUUUUUUUACAUUUUUAAUCAGCAGGCUGAGAAGUUGACAGAAAAUACUGAAUAAUGUUGUAAAAAGUGUUAAAGCCUACACCUUUACUGUUUUUAACAUCUGUUGUUAUGUAUUUACUUCUAACACUGAGCAUUAUUGGCUUCUGAUGUAUUGGACAAUUAUUAUUAAUAGUAGUUCAGUUUUGAUGAUGUGUGUUAAAUGUUUCAAACACACACAGGUUUUCAUCAUUUGAUUGUAUGUUGUUCUGAGGCAGCUAAAUUAGUUUGUAGAGAAAAUGAAUGUCAGAUUUGUGUUUGUGGUUAGCCGCUCAUAUCAGCUCAACAUU
This is a messenger RNA of Pelmatolapia mariae (spotted tilapia), 1594 nucleotides long. Its product is annotated as programmed cell death 1 ligand 1-like. The transcript is spliced from 3 exons. Gene Ontology annotation, biological process: T cell receptor signaling pathway; regulation of cytokine production. Lineage: Eukaryota; Metazoa; Chordata; Actinopteri; Cichliformes; Cichlidae. Gene Ontology annotation, cellular component: external side of plasma membrane. The coding region runs from base 117 to 716 and encodes 199 amino acids. The record is from RefSeq and is a predicted model, not a curated record. Gene Ontology annotation, molecular function: signaling receptor binding.